Molecule: messenger RNA, 1345 nt
Organism: Ilyonectria robusta
Lineage: Eukaryota; Fungi; Ascomycota; Sordariomycetes; Hypocreales; Nectriaceae
Exons: 1
Coding region: 235-876 (213 amino acids)
Source: RefSeq, a predicted model, not a curated record
GCUCAACGCCGCACUUGCAUGAAACAGGAAAUCAAUCUGCAACGCGACACAACCUCAAGACAAGCCACCCGCCACCCGCCACCACGCCUGACGAUCAUUCAAAGGCGGCAGGGCUUAGGCGCAGUGUUUUAGUGCUUCGUCAGCCCUCUUUCCGUCCCGUCUGCUCCAUGCCUCGCGCGUAGUCGUCCCGCUACAGAGAGGAACCGCCAGCAUCCCUUCUCGGCAAAGGCAGCCAUGGCGCAGCCUCAACCACAAAUCCCGGACUCUGAGGCUCCCACCACCGCAGCAGCCGCUCCUCCGGCGGUCAUCCUCGCGGGUGGUCUUCCCGGCACGGAACAUGAUCCGGCCGGCCACGAUAUCAUCCCCGACCUAUUCCUCGCCGGCGGCCUCUUCGUCCCCAUCGAGUCCGAUCUCGCCGCGCCAUACACCCCACCGGCCACCCGCAUCGCCCGGCUGCGCGAGAUCCUGGCUCUGCUAGACUCCCACUCCACUGCUGUCCGGUCAAACCUCCUGAAACUGUUUGUUCGCGACAGUGCUCGCAUCGCCCAGAAUGGUCGUCGCCAGGAGGCCCUGCCUCCCGCAGGCACGAUACAGGACCCUCCUCCCGGCCUGGAACGCAAGGACCUCGACGAGAUGAUCAACAACAUGACGGCGCCGCACAAUCCCGCCCAAGACUACAACAUCACCCUCAUCCCGGAACCCGACUUCGUCACCGGUAUCAUCGCCCGCUCACCACGCGAAUGGGCAGCCAACGAGCUAUUCCGGGCCGCGCAGGCAGGCGCCGAUAAGCUGGAAAGCUACGAUAAAUUUAUCGAGGAGAGCCGUGAAUUCUACCAGCAAGCGCUCAAGAAAGAGCUGGAGCGCGAGGCUGAGUAGGAACUCGCCAAGCAAUCCGGCGCGCCCCAUAAGUAUCAGACGCCCCCAAAGAAGAGACGGUACUUCCUACCAGGCUGGAAUAACACCAAUGGUCGAAAGAGAACAAGAUGAUGUAAAAAUGCGUUGAUUUAAAGACGUUCACGCCGCGAGGGGGGGACCAGCAUGUCAACUUAUUUACCUUCACCCUCCAGCCCGACGUCCUAUAUGUACAAGCACUACGAACAUCCCAGACGCAAAAAGGAAAUCUUUCUAUUCUUUUACAGCCCCCUCUUCACGCCCCGUACUCGACUUGGCCCAUGGGCCUAUCCUCCUCCAUACCGGGGGCCAUAAAGUUCGUUCGGGGGUCGCCAGUAGCCUUGGCGGCCGAGCAGCGUGCCAUGGUCGGUGAGCUGGGUAGGGGGUUAGCAGUGUAAUUAGAUGAGAGAUGUAUAUAGAAUGUAGCAUACCUCCUCGAUAUAACGUCUGUAAA